Vigna angularis (adzuki bean) is the source of this 1044-nucleotide messenger RNA. RefSeq names its product nuclear polyadenylated RNA-binding protein 3-like. The record is from RefSeq and is a predicted model, not a curated record. Bases 310 to 777 code for a protein of 155 amino acids. The transcript has a single exon. NCBI's taxonomy places the organism in Eukaryota, Viridiplantae, Streptophyta, Magnoliopsida, Fabales, Fabaceae.
CAUGAAUCAAUCAAUUAUUAUACAACUGUGUAUUAUAUUGCCAUAUUCCAUAGCUUUCACAUAUGUACAUACACAAAUGUGCGUAUACUAUAUUGUAUUGUUACAUUCUGAUGAUAGCUUUCACAACAAACUCCUUAAAAUUUGCGUUUCCACGUUUGCAUCUAUCCCAAUAGGGCUUUAAAUAGGCCCUUAAAGUCUUCAAAACAUUGCAUGUAGAGUUAGCUGUUGCUGAUAUCUUGUUUGUUUUCACCCUCUCUCACUCACUCUUUGUUGCCCUUUUCUGUGUUUGUGUCCUAAUUGUUCCAAGCCAUGAUGUUGGGUUCUGUGUUGGAGUUCAUCACUCAAGCUGCUUCCAGCUCAGCAUUCAUCUUCUGCUUCUGCAAUUUGAUCAUAGUCAUAAUUCUGGUGGACUUGAAGCCUAGCCUCAGCAUUCAUCAACAGAGUGAAAUUCAUCUUUUGAAGGGUGCAAAUGAUCAGAAACAAGGAGCUAAUAACUCUAAGCCAGUGGUGGAGAAAGACACAACACCAAUGCCACAGGCAGUGGAAGUGGAAGAAGUGUCACAUGAUCAUGAAGCUGAAACAGUUAAGAAUAUUGAAAUUGAAGGUAAUGAUGAUUGCAGCAAUGAAGAUGAAGAGAAGGUGGAACAGGAAAAGGAUGAUGACAGAAGUGAAAAAGAUGACAGCAAUGAUGAACUGAGGAAAAGAGUGGAAGAAUUUAUUCAGAAAGUUAACAAAGGGUGGAAGGAAGAAUUGUUGAGCACAUCAAGCUUGGUAUAGGACUCAAACAAUGAAGAAAGUUAGGCGUUAACAUUGGGUUAUUAAACUUAUUAAACUCUGGCUAGAAACUUUUGAGUCUUGUGUUGAAUUUUGCUGUGUUAUAUGUAUCAUUCAAGAAAAUAACAUAGAAAUAGUUGUUUAUAUGUGCAUACAUAAUCAAUCUCUCUUGCUUUUUGUGCUUUGGAGGCAAUUGCUCCAACAUGACAACCAUGGUAUGUUAAACCAGAAAAUGAAUGAAAAGUUAAGUGAUUGAGUUUGCUGGUGAAA